AUUUUAGUGAUAUAUGUAAUUGUUAUAAAUAUAUAGAUUCAAAAAUCAGCACAUUGAAAAAUAACAAAAAUUGAAAUAUAUACUUGUUUUUUCCUGGAAGAUAAAGUUUUCAGAUAAAAUUGUGUGGAAAUGAGUGGAAGGUGUAAAUACUUAGGUCAAUUAGUUAUUCAACAUGAUUGGCAAGAAGCUAUGAGAAAUAAUGAAAAAGCAUGGUUGUCUUCUGUCAUUGAAGGUCAACCUAGUAUUUAUGGUGAGCUUUCUCCAGUCAGUAAAGCAGGUGGCAGAGAACUGAAGACUACAGAUGGUUUUGAAGCAGAAUAUGUUGGCAAGAAUAUUAAAAUCAAAUUUCAUAACAUCUGCAGUAAUUUCCACCAUCCUUUAUCUACAUUUUCAAAUAUUCACACCAAAGCUGUUCGUUGUUUGGAUGUAUCGCCUGGAGGAGGAUUAGCAAUUUCAUGUGAUGAUGAUGGUUUGUUUAUUUGGCAAACUGACAAUGGGAAUAUACGUCGUUCCCUCAAUGGACAUGUCAGUGAUGUGACGCAAUGUCGUUUUUUUCCAUCAGGUGUAGUCGCACUUACUGGAGGUGUUGACAUGACAUUACGCAUCUGGUCUACUGAAGACGGUUCAUGUCCUGUAAUACUUACUGGACACAAAGGAGCCAUAACAUGCACAGAAAUUGUCGACAAAGGAAGAAACAUAAUAUCAUGUUCUCGAGAUGGGUCAGCAAUGCUUUGGGAUUGUGGAACUUCAUCUUGUUUGGGUACACUUAAAACUUGUGCUUCGGCUAUUAACUCUUGUUGCAUGAUACAAUACAAAAUGUCUGUCGAAAAUGAAACCUCAAAUCGAAGUGAAAGAGAGUGUGGUACGAACGGUAAAUUGCUUGUGAUUGGUCGAGAAGAUGGUGUUCUUGAUGCUGUCGAUGUUUUUAACAGAAAGACGAUUUUUUCAUACCAUUGUGAAAGUGCAGUGAACAGUUGCUGUUUUGUAGGAGACACGUCUCUUGCUGCAGGUUCAAACAACGGAUGCAUCAAUUUUUUUGAUCUUCGAAAUACAAAGUUGCCAUACAAAAUAAGAAAGUAUGGCAAAUCAUCUGUAAACUGCUUGAAAGAAUACCAUACAGAUAAUCUGCUUGUAGGGAGAGGAGAUGGAACCACGAGUUGUAUCUCAACGAAAGAAGACUGCGAGUCAGUAACUUACGAGUUAACUGGACCAGAUUGUGAUCCUAUAUAUAGCUUAUCAACACAUACUAACUGUGUAUACACCGCGUGUCGUGACAAAAGGAUACGAAAAUACAAACUCGAAUUUAACACGUGACAAUAACUUCGCAAAAAUACAAACUCACAAAACGUACGCCACUGCCAAUAAUUUUAAAGGAGUAUAAAUAUAACAAUAGCGUUCAUUUUGAAUGCAAUAUUUUUAUUUACCGCCCGCGGAGUGAAAUUUGUAAUUGAGAGUGGAGGGCUGAAGAUUUCACUCCAAGGGCGAAGUGAAUAAAAAUAUUGACCGAAAAAUUAAUUGUAUUACUAUUAUAACUUAUUUCAAUAUUUUUUAAAGCAA
This is a messenger RNA of Hydractinia symbiolongicarpus, 1557 nucleotides long. Its product is annotated as proteasomal ATPase-associated factor 1-like. The transcript has 13 exons. Bases 130 to 1314 code for a protein of 394 amino acids. Gene Ontology annotation, molecular function: protein binding. NCBI's taxonomy places the organism in Eukaryota, Metazoa, Cnidaria, Hydrozoa, Anthoathecata, Hydractiniidae. The record is from RefSeq and is a predicted model, not a curated record.